GCCACAAAUGCAACGAUAGCAGCUGGCAAUGGCAGACAGCGAACCCCGAAAACUGCUUCCCAAGUUGGUUCAAGAUGGAGAACUUGCCCUUUUCAAGGAAGAGAUCAAAAGCAUUGGGGAUCUGAGCGGGGAGGUGAGGCGGAAGCAUUUUGGCCGAUCCGGGGACACGCUCUUCCACUACGCGGCGCGGCACGGCCACCUGAGCAUUCUGCAGUAUUUAGCAGAGUCUUUGGAGAUGGACAUUGAACUGUUUAAUAAUGAUUACAAGCGGCCCCUCCACGAAGCAGCGUCCAUGGGCCACCGCAACUGCGUCUUGUAUCUUUUGGAGAGAGGCGCUGCCGUCGAUUGUUUGAAGAAAGCAGACUGGACUCCUCUGAUGAUGGCGUGCACGAGGAGGAACCUGGAUGUGAUUCGAGACCUCGUGCAGAACGGGGCAAACCCCCUGCUGAGAAACAAAGAUGGCUGGAAUUGUUUCCAUAUAGCCUGUCGGGAGGGAGAUCCUCAGGUCAUCCGGUACUUGCUCAACGUCUCUCCUGAUGUCUGGGACACAGAAAGCAAAAUCAAAAGGACGCCUCUGCACACAGCAGAAAUAAUCCCCCCUCCCAAAGAAUGUGAAAAAGAGUCACAGCGGAGCCUAAGCAUGCCCCAAGGUCAGCGACAGGUAGAGAUAAAGCCACCUGGCCUCUUGCCCCCAUAG
Sphaerodactylus townsendi is the source of this 697-nucleotide messenger RNA. RefSeq names its product ankyrin repeat domain-containing protein 16-like. Bases 29 to 697 code for a protein of 222 amino acids. The record is from RefSeq and is a predicted model, not a curated record. The transcript is spliced from 3 exons. Lineage: Eukaryota; Metazoa; Chordata; Lepidosauria; Squamata; Sphaerodactylidae. Gene Ontology annotation, molecular function: protein binding.